Messenger RNA from Ictalurus furcatus (blue catfish), 1685 nucleotides. RefSeq names its product afadin- and alpha-actinin-binding protein-like. The coding region runs from base 1 to 1392 and encodes 463 amino acids. The transcript has 11 exons. NCBI's taxonomy places the organism in Eukaryota, Metazoa, Chordata, Actinopteri, Siluriformes, Ictaluridae. The record is from RefSeq and is a predicted model, not a curated record.
AUGCCCCCUGCAAGGCCAUACAACCAAUCUAUAAGGCCUCCUCUGCCUUUUAGAGCUUACAGUGGUUCCAGUGUCUUCUGUACAGAGGAAAAUGUCAUAGAGUGCAUGCAGUACAUCAGCAAAGAACUGUCAUCUCUGGGUUUGCCAUCGAUUUUCUAUGACUCAAAUAGAAAUCAAGAACUUGAUAUCAUUUUGAUCCUAAAUAACAUGUAUGAGCUUCUGCAGCUCCAUCACUUUGCUGUAGGAAGUAUAGAUGAACAUGAAGUGGUGCAGCUUAAGGACCAGCUUGAACUUUCUAAGAAUGAAAAUGGCAAGUUAUGUAAGCGAGAACAGCAGUUAGAAACUAAUAUAAAGGCUUUACAAAGAUGUUUGAAAAAAGAAAAAGAGGAGGUUCAGAAGCUUCAGAGCAUCAUUGCAAGCCGUGCCACGCAGUACAACCACAGUAUGAAGAGGAAAGAGAGAGAGUUCAGCAGGCUUAAAGAUCACCUCAAUCAGUUACUUACUGACAAGACGGACAUGAAACAGAGGAUGGAGAUGUUGAAUUAUGUUGAGGGGUCUGAUGGCAGGAGAGGUCAGUUGAAAACUGGAUGGACACAUUCAAGACAUGAAACUGAAGUGUGCAGGACUCUUCUGAAUGAGUUUGAUAAACGCCAGAGGGAGCUGAUGCUGGAAAAUUUUGAGUUGAAAAAAGUGCUCCAGCAAAUGAAACAGGAAAUGGUGGUCAUAUUAAGUCCAAAGAACCACACCAAAAGACAGGAGAAAUUCACUGAAUUCACUGAAUUCACAGGUCAGCAAAUAGCUGAUGAAGAGGAGACUUCUUUUAAGGGGACUUUGGAGAUGUCGUGUGAGCAUGCUCGCGAGAAGCUUACCAACAGCAUUCGGGAGCAGUGGAGAAAAUUGAAAUAUCAUAUGGAAAAUCUGGACAGCAAAGCAUUUGUUUUGCAGUUGGGAAAGGGGGUCGAUGAGGAGAUGAUCUCUAAGCAAGUACAUCAGGAAGAAACAGAGAGACUCAAAAUGGAGAUCCAGCAAUGCAUGGACUUUAUUCAGACUCAGCAGCAGCUCUUGCAGCAACAGCUAAAUACUCCAUGUGACGAGGAGACUGCAGCUGUCCUGAAUGACUGCUACAUGUUAGAAGAGAAGGAACGCUUGAAAGAGGAAUGGAGAACUUUUGAGGAGCAGAGGAAGAACUUUGAAAUGGAGAGGCGGAGUUUUACAGAGGCAGCCAUUAGAUUGGGGCAUGAGAGGAAAUUAUUUGAGGAAGAUCGUGCAACCUGGCUAAAACAUCAAUUUUUGAACAUGACGUUCACAGAGCAGAUGAGGACACAUAAUGUCAUAUCAGAAUAUUCUGGACAAGAACAGAAACACAUAUCAGCUCCCAAAACACCACUCUAGCACUGUGAGUAAAAGGCUAAUGAAAGCAUCCAGUGGGAUGUACUGCCUGCAGCUGAAAACUAGGAAGGUGUAUUCCAAGCCACCAAAGUUUAUAAUCACAAAUGGGAUGGUAUCUCACGGAUUCAUGUACCAUCGACUAGGGUGGCUUAAAAUACGUAUACAUUGUCGUGCUUUGCUAUGGUUUUGUAUGGUAUGGUUUUUGAUGCAGAAUCAUAGAAGACGUCUUAAGCUUCGUAAAGAAACACCUUUUUUGACUUACUGUUUAAAAUGCACCAUUGUUCUACAUGAUGUUA